UCAAGAAAAAGACAUACUUUGAAUCCAACCAUGCUGCAGACACUUCUGAUUUUGGUCGUCUUUGCCAUGUUUUUCCCUCCAACCAGCCAGCAAUGCGUCAAGGUCAAUGUGUCUCGAUGUGCCAAUGUGGACUUCAUUCCAGGAUCUGACUUAGCAGGAGAAGGCUUUGACAUCACGAAGAUGGAGCACAAAGGAACUUUCGUCAUCGACAUGAGCACCUGGAUCAAGAGGGACAGGUCCUGCACUUUGUGUAGAAACCCCUACAUGAGAGGGAAAAGGCAGAAGCUCCCGGUUGCUGUGGUGAACUGGAGAUCAAGGCAGAAGUGCAGGAUGAAGUUGUCCAGCUACUCCUAUCAGUCCAGUGAGGCUCUUGUCAGUGCCAGCACCUCCUCUAUCGAGAAUGACUGGAAGGUGGGCUUGGACAUAUUGAUUCCAAAGAUCCAGGGAUCAGUCAUGAUGGCGGGCACUGAAUCCAAACUGGCUAAAUAUUCAAUGCAGAAAACCAAAAAAGACAAGUACAGUUUCACUAGUCAUUCUGUCUCCUGUGGAUACUACAGGUACGGGGUUAAGAAAAAUCCACCCCUGCACCCAGAGCUACGUAAGGAAUUCAGAAAACUUCCUAACAGCUAUAAUAGGAAAACAAAGCACAUCUAUUUUAACCUGAUUCGAAAAUUUGGCACUCAUUAUAUCAGACAGGUGACUCUGGGUGGAGAGGUUCGCUCUGUGACCAGCAUCAAGGAGUGCCAGGCGUCCCUUCAGGGUCUGAGUGUGGAUGAGGUGAAGAUGUGUCUGGACAUGGAGACGACUGCCAGUAAGGGUCCUGCUGCAAACAUACAGAACAAGUCUUAUCACUGCAGGCAGGCCAGGCAAAGGAGACUGAACAGAAGGAGCUUUGCUAGCAGCUUUAGGGACAGGGAAAGCACUGUGAUUGGUGGCCGCACAGAGAAUGUCGACCUGCUCUUCUCAUCAAAAACUGACCCAAAUGCCUACAAGUGGUGGAUCUCAUCUCUUCCUGCUCAGCCUGAUGUGAUCUCCUACAAGCUCGAGCCUCUUCACAAGUUGCAGAGGAAGAAAAAGACAAUCAGAGAGAAUUUGCGCAAAGCCAUCAAGGACUACAUCCUACAGAGGGCUCUGAUGAAAUAUUGCUCAAGCCCAUGUAAGAUCGGUGUGAAGACCAACUCUAAAGAACCAUGCAGCUGCAGCUGCCACAACAAUCCGGGCGUGGCCCUCAACUGCUGCCCCACUCGAAGGGGAUAUGCUCAGAUCACCGUAACUGUGAUCAGAGCCACUGGUUUGUAUGGAGAUUACUGGACUCAGACCGAUGGAUAUGUCAAGCUUUUCCGCAAUGGAAACGCUUUCUUUGGAAAGACCCCUGUGAUCAUGAACCGAAACUCUCCAACAUGGAACUGGUAUUUCAGUUUUGAAAAUCAGAAUCUGAAUCAGUUUAAAAGUGUGAAGUUGGAGGUGUGGGAUCAAGACAGUGGCUGGGAUGAUGACCUUCUCGGAUCAUGCACUGUUGGACUGAGAUCUGGAGUGAUUCGAAAUGCCUGCGCCCUCAAUCACGGUGUCCUGUAUUAUAAAGUACAGGUGAAGUGUCUCCCUGCUUUGUCUGGUUCAAUGUGUAGAGAGUACAUGCCAUCUCCAAUGGAUGCACAGCUGGAGAACGAGUAUGUCUCCCGAAAUGCUCGUCCGAUCCCCAGAAGCAUGCUCCUGGAGAUGGGAGUGCUCCUCGAUGAACGCAUUCCCCGCUUCAACCAGAGCAACAUCCAUAAGGCUGUGGGUUUUGAAUUGUAGACCAACUACGUAGCUUGUGACUCUAUCGCAUAUUUCUGCCAGCUAUCGUAAUGUUUAAAGUAGGACAGGUGCCCAUAAUUUUGGCACAUUAUUAGUAUACAGUUCUUGCUAA
Molecule: messenger RNA, 1906 nt
Organism: Clarias gariepinus (North African catfish)
Lineage: Eukaryota; Metazoa; Chordata; Actinopteri; Siluriformes; Clariidae
Product: perforin-1-like
Exons: 5
Coding region: 31-1794 (587 amino acids)
Source: RefSeq, a predicted model, not a curated record